Molecule: messenger RNA, 1822 nt
Organism: Lotus japonicus
Lineage: Eukaryota; Viridiplantae; Streptophyta; Magnoliopsida; Fabales; Fabaceae
Product: uridine kinase-like protein 4
Exons: 15
Coding region: 169-1596 (475 amino acids)
Cellular component (GO): cytoplasm
Molecular function (GO): ATP binding; kinase activity
Source: RefSeq, a predicted model, not a curated record
CCGAUAUAAAGAGACAACACAUAAGCUUUCGUCAAUGUAAUGUGUACGUGUAGUUGACAUGUACAUACACUCCGUACUCUGUGUCUCUCUGCAAUAACUCUCACCUUCUUCAAUUUCAGUUUUCUUCUUCACACAAGUUCUUGUGUUCACUUCACCAGGUCUUUGCCAAUGAAUGCUAAGUCAGCUUUAGAUUUAAUGGAGUCUUCAUCAGAAGUUCAUUUUUCGGGAUUUCACAUGGAUGGUUUUGAGAAAAGAGAGGCCAACACUGAACAACCAACAACAUCGGCAACUGACAUGUAUAAACAACCUUUCAUAAUAGGUGUUGCUGGGGGUGCUGCAUCUGGCAAGAAAACAGUUUGUGACAUGAUUAUUCAGCAACUUCAUGACCAGCGAGUUGUCCUUGUUAAUCAGGAUUCCUUUUACAAUAACUUGACUGAGGAGGAAGUUACAAGAGUGCAGGAUUACAAUUUUGACCAUCCUGAUGCUUUUGAUACUGAGCAAUUGCUACUUGUUAUGGACAAGUUGAAGCGUGGCGAAGCUGUAGACAUCCCGAAGUAUGAUUUUAAAAGUUGCAAGACUGAUGUGUUAAGAAGGGUAAACCCUUCAGAUGUUAUAAUUUUGGAAGGGAUCCUUGUUUUCCAUGAUCCACGUGUUCGGGAGUUGAUGAGUAUGAAGAUAUUUGUUGACACAGAUGCUGAUGUUCGUUUGGCAAGAAGAAUUAGGCGUGAUACUAAUGAGAAGGGUCGGGAUAUUGGAACUGUUCUUGAUCAGUAUUCAAAAUUCGUGAAGCCAGCUUUUGAUGACUUUAUUCUUCCAACAAAGAAGUACGCUGAUAUAAUUAUACCCCGUGGAGGAGAUAAUCAUGUGGCCUGUGAUUUGAUUGUACAGCAUAUCCGCACAAAGCUCGGUCAGCAUGACCUUUGUAAAAUAUAUCCAAAUUUGUAUGUAAUUCAGACAACUUUUCAGAUACGGGGAAUGCAUACUCUGAUCCGUGAUGCUCAAAUAACAAAGCAUGAUUUUGUAUUUUAUGCUGAUCGUUUGAUUAGAUUGGUUGUAGAACACGGCUUGGGGCAUCUUCCCUUUACAGAAAAGCAAGUUAUCACUCCCACGGGUUCUGUAUACACUGGUGUGGAUUUUUGUAAGAGAUUGUGUGGUGUCUCUGUCAUCAGGAGUGGGGAGAGUAUGGAGAAUGCUUUAAGAGCUUGCUGUAAAGGUAUCAAGAUUGGGAAAAUUUUAAUUCACAGAGAAGGUGACAAUGGUCAGCAGCUAAUAUAUGAAAAGUUACCAAUGGAUAUCUCAGACCGGCAUGUGUUGCUGUUGGACCCUAUCCUCGGCACAGGUAAUUCGGCUGUUCAAGCAAUUUCUUUGCUUAUAAGAAAGGGUGUACCAGAGUCCAACAUUAUAUUUCUUAAUCUCAUAUCUGCUCCUUUAGGUGUGCAUGUGGUAUGCAAAAAAUUUCCAAAAAUUAAAAUAGUGACAUCUGAGAUUGAGAUAGGUUUGAAUAAAGAUUUCCGUGUCAUACCGGGCAUGGGCGAGUUUGGCGAUAGGUACUUUGGAACAGAUGAUGAUGAACAACUGGUGGUUCCUUCCCAGUAGUUACACCUUGGGGGCGAAUUCCACAAUAUUUUAGGUUGAUUGUUAUUAUUAUUAAUGAGAGAUUCCUAUGGAAGUAUGAUAGAAUUUGCUCAAUCACUAUUAUGCUGGACAUCUGUCUUUUAGUUCAAAAUCAAUUUUUACUCUAUGGAGCCUUGGAUCACCAUUUCAUUAUCCUUUUGUUGUGUAUUUUAUAAAAUGGCAUGUGGAUGCUCCAAUGAUUAUUUCA